Molecule: messenger RNA, 2193 nt
Organism: Episyrphus balteatus (marmalade hoverfly)
Lineage: Eukaryota; Metazoa; Arthropoda; Insecta; Diptera; Syrphidae
Exons: 1
Coding region: 1-2193 (730 amino acids)
Source: RefSeq, a predicted model, not a curated record
AUGAACGAAACUACGAUGUCUAAUGUCAACCAUACGUCAUCACAAACUUUCGGCAAACUGGAGCAAUUUCAGCCAUCAAUGGCCUGGAAUAAUUACAAAGAACGAAUGGAGUUUUAUUUUGAGGCCAAUGGCAUAUCUAACGACGGAUCAAUGAGAGCAAUAUUUUUAUCAUGUGUUGGGGAAUCUACAUAUGAGAUAAUCCGUUCUUUACUUACACCUCUGUCCCCCAAAGAUGUGUCGUUCCAAGAAAUCGUAGAAAAGUUGGAUGAUCAUUUUCAUCCUAAACCAAAUGAAAUAGUACAGCGAUUUACGUUCCACCAACGUGUUCAGAAGAAUGGGGAAUCAAUUGCUGAUUUUGUUAAAGACUUGAGAAAAUUAUCUGAACACUGCGAUUUCAUGGAACUAGACAAAAUGCUGAGAGAUCAGAUUGUUUGCGGAGUGGCCGAUGAGUCAUUACAAAAGCGUCUGUUUAGUGAACUCAAGUUAGAUUUUAAAAGGGCGUACGAAAUUUCGGUUGCACAUGAAGCAGCCCAGCGCAACGUACUCAACGUCCGUUGCAAUAAUGAAGUGAUGGCAAUGUCAACUAAAAAGAAGUACCAGAGACCAGAACAUUUGCGAUGUUUUCGAUGCGAUGGCAAUCAUUUUGCUGAUAAGUGUUUUUAUAAAGAUAAAAACUGUGAUUUCUGCAAAGUAAAAGGCCACUCAAGCAAAGCAUGUUAUAAAAAGAAGGCAGCUAAUCGUCAACAACAAGCUAUUCACGUAGUAGAUGAAAGACCAGUUCAAGACGAGCCCGAACAUCAGCUCUGUGAAUCAACAGGCUCAUCAAACUAUUUUUAUGAGUUAAAUCACAUCCAGACAGCAAUGUCAAACAAGAUUUUGACACAGGUUUGGCUUAAUGGGGUUAUAGAGUCUUUUGAGGUUGACUCUGGUGCGGCGUGCACCGUGAUUUCAGAAGUUACUUGGAAUCGUAUAAAUCACGAAAACAAGUUGUUGAUUCCAUCGACCAUUACGUUGCAAACUUGGUCCAAGGAGAAGUUGCGCAUUCUGGGAUCAUCUUUGGUGAAUAUAAAAUAUAAUAAUAAAGAUUAUAAAUUGCCAGUUGUUGUUGUUGCAGGUGGUGGGCGUUGUUUGAUGGGAAGAGACUGGUUUCCAAUUUUGGGAAUUUCUGUUCAAGGUGUUUGCGCGUUAGAGGUGGCAGGGAAUGCUUUGAAUUUAGAGGGUAAAUUUCGAAACGUUUUUAGCGAAGAAUUGGGUGCUCACAAAGGGCCACCUGUUUCUUUGGAAAUAUUGCCAGGGUCAAAUCCAAUUUUCCUCAAGCAUCGUCAGUGUCCAAUCGCCUGGAAGCCAGCAGUUGAAACAGAAAUUGAAAAACUCGUUCAACAAAAAAUUUUGGAGCCUGUCAUGUUUUCCCGUUGGGCAACACCCAUUGUACCUGUGCCUAAGUCUGACGGUUCUGUAAGAAUAUGCGGUGAUUACCGGAGCACUGUAAAUGCGGUGAUAAAAACCAAUGCUUACCCUCUACCAACUGUCUCAGAGGUCAUGGCGGCAAUCUCGGACUGCAAAGUAUUCACAAAGUUAGAUUUACAACAGGCCUACCAGCAACUGGUUGUUGAUGACGCCUCGGCAGAGUUGUUGACCCUUAAUACACACAAGGGAUUAUAUAAGGUGCGUAGAUUACCUUUUGGUGUUUCGGCCGCUCCAGGUUUGUUUCAAAAAUUUAUGGAUAGUCUUUUGAUCGGUAUAAAGGGCGUAAAAGCAUAUCUCGAUGAUAUCAUCGUUUCUGGAAAAGACGAAUCUGACCACAAAUGUAAUUUAGAAGCAGUUUUUGAAAAAUUAGCCAAAGCAAACGUGACAGUAAACAAAAAUAAGUGCUUAUUUGCUCAACGCGAAUUGGACUUUCUUGGUUUCCAUAUUAGUGGGGAUGGAAUUUCCCCUAACAAAGAGAAAGUGAGAGCGAUUCAACAGGCACCUACUCCUGAAAAUAAGGAGAUGUUGCAAUCCUUUCUGGGUUUACUUAAUUUUUAUAACUCAUUUUUACCUCAUAAAUCAUCUGUUGCUGAAAAAUUACAUCGAUUGCUUGAUAAAAAUGUGCAAUGGAAAUGGACCGAUGAACAUCAAGGUGUUUUCAACGAACUAAAAAACUUGCUUGAUUCAGAUACCAUUCUAAUACAUUAUGACGUGUCUAAACCGUAG